Messenger RNA from Gavialis gangeticus (Gharial), 2135 nucleotides. RefSeq names its product ETS variant 3 like (gene ETV3L). Bases 697 to 1950 code for a protein of 417 amino acids. Gene Ontology annotation, molecular function: sequence-specific DNA binding; DNA-binding transcription factor activity, RNA polymerase II-specific. Lineage: Eukaryota; Metazoa; Chordata; Crocodylia; Gavialidae. Gene Ontology annotation, biological process: regulation of transcription by RNA polymerase II; cell differentiation. The record is from RefSeq and is a predicted model, not a curated record. The transcript has 6 exons. Gene Ontology annotation, cellular component: nucleus.
UGGAAGAGCCGGCCCUGGGGGCCAACAUCCCAGCCGGGGCUGGGAAGAGCGCAGGCAGAAGUGAAAGGUGAGUGCUCGGUGGCGUGGCAGCUUCCAAGCUGGGCCUGCGCUGGCCCGGAUGAGCUGCAUUGCAGCAGUGAGCGCUACCCCUCCUGCUGGCAUGGUCACCCCAGCUGUGAGGGCCAGAGAGUGGCACACCUGUGAGAUGCUGCCCGGAGCAGGAGUGCUUUCAAGGUGGCUACAGCGUGGCUAGACACAACCUGGGCUCUCCUCCCAGCUCUGCCCCAGGGCCAGCCCAUCGCUGCCCUGUUCUGUGCCCCUCUACAAGGUGGGGAGGCCAGUGGGUGACUACCCCUAUGCAUAGGGUACAGCGGAAAGCAUGGCACCUCGGAGGGGAGUCAUGCCUGGGAUGGAGCAGGGGGUGGAGAGAAAGGCACCGCAUUCGCCCAGUGUCCCCUCCCCGCAGGCAGUCGACGCGCGCGGGGGUCGGCAGCCGGAGCUGUGCGAGGGGUUAACACGAUUGUCUCUGCAGCCGCAGCGUGCCGAGCCCCCUGGGAGCACCGAGGACUGGGCUUUCAUUCUAAGUAACCCCAACGCAGCAUGUGAUGAAAUGCACGGGGCCGGCGUGACAGGCAGAGCGUGCGGGCCAGCGACGCCGGCCAGGACAGCUGCAGGUGCCUCCGCAAGGUUGGCGAGAUGCAGUGUAGCUGCGUAGCAGAGGGCAUGCCAGCAGUUCCCAGCUCCUACUGGAUCUCAGGGCUGGCGUUCCCCGACUGGGCCUACAAGGCAGAGUCCAGCCCUGGCUCCCGCCAGAUCCAGCUGUGGCAUUUCAUCCUGGAGCUGCUGCAGAAGGAGGAGUUCCGGCACGUCAUCGCCUGGCAGCAGGGCGAGUACGGCGAGUUCGUGAUCAAGGACCCCGACGAGGUGGCACGGCUGUGGGGCCGGAGGAAAUGCAAGCCCCAGAUGAACUAUGACAAGCUGAGCCGGGCGCUCAGGUAUUAUUACAACAAGCGGAUCCUGCACAAGACUAAGGGCAAGCGCUUCACCUACAAGUUCAACUUCAGCAAGCUCAUCUUUGUCAACUACCCGCUCUGGGACCUGCGCUGCCCUGCGCCCCCGCUGCUGCUGGGAGCCGCCGGCAUGUGCCGCCCCGCUGUGGUCUCCACUGGGCUGCAGAGCGAGUUCCUACAGAACGUGCUCGUCACUCGCCGGGCACUGGCCGACCAGCUGGCCUGCCACCGCAGCCUGCAGGAGCCACUGGGUGCAGAUGGCACAGGGGACAAGAAAGCUGUGGCCGGGGGAGCCCGCUUUGGCUCCGUCCCUUCGCCCUGCUUCUUUGGCUCCUACUGCAGCCCAGGGGUGCAGGAUGAGUUCCCCCACCUGGCUGCCUUCCCGCCCCCCAGGCUCGCCCCUAAUGGCAGCCGCCAGCUCUGCUCGCCCAGCCACUGCCCCGUGCCCAGCCCGCCCGAAUGGCCACGCUUCUCUGGCCAUGUCUUCCCCCACAGCCAGGUGGUGCUGCCCCUGCCAGAGCACACCCAGCCCCAUGGUCCCUUGGGGCUCCCCAAAUCAGAUGCCCUCUUGAUGGGGGUCAGCUUCCUGCCCCCUCGGCUGCAGGGGCGAGCCUUCCCUGGGCAUCCACUGGGCACCAUGCAGGGGGCUGCAGAGAGGCUGCAGUUCCUGCCGGACCUGUCCCCGCCUGAAGAGGAGGAGAGGGAGGAUGAGGAAGACCAGUGCCGAGCUCCUUCUGCAGAGCACAGCCAGGAGGUGAAGCCUGAGGUGGAGCUGGAGCUGGAGGGCACGGCUCUGGGCAAAGACACAACCUUCCUGGGUCCUGGAGGGGAGGGCGAUAGCCCGUGUUACCCCUCCGAGCUGAGAGCCCCUGCGGGAGCUGCCCCCCACCUCCCCUGCCUGUCUGGCUUCAAGGCCACCUGGCCCUUGGACCCCACCUAAAAUCAGUGCCCCGGUGCCGUGUCCCCCUGCCAUUUUGCCCCUUCCUCCUGCCUGGCGAUGCCCGAGCCUAGCCCCAUGCCGCGUCUGCCUGUGAAGCGUGCACAGCUUGUCUCGUCUCAUCUCGCCCUGUCUGUGUAAAGGAUGAACCGGGCUGUGAGAAUAAACCCAGUUUACAGACAACCGUC